AUGAGUGUUGAGAUGGAUUACUUAGAAUGGAAUAUAUCAUAUCCAGCCCUGACGUUAUGUCCAAUAAUAAAAAUAAAUUUGACAACAUUUAAUAAUUUAGUGAGAGAUCUGUCUAACAAAACGGGAAUGUAUCUAGAGUCAUAUGUGUGGGCUAUUGCAACAGCUUCUGUGUUAAAUUUAAAUACUCUAGCUUUAAUAGAUCCCGGUAAUACAAACCCAAUAAAUCCUGAAGACUAUGCUAAAACAGCUGCUAUGUUGUUCAAUCAAUUUGACAAACAUUCUCUGACUACAAACUUUAACUAUUCUCUUUCUAUACAAUCUGCUAUGACUGAAUUUGGGAUGUGUCAUGUCAUUAAUUCUAAUGUUGCCGUAUUCGAUGAUCCACUCAAAUGGAAAAAUAACAAUGUAAAUUAUGUUAAAAGUAACGUCGAGUUGUCGGCAUUUGAUGCAGAUUUCUACGCCGAUAUUAUCAACGACGAUGUUGUAUCUCAUGUUUACGUACACAGUCCGAAUGAGCCAAUGAUAAGCACCUUUCCAUCAUACACCGUGGACUCGGAUGGCUUUAUGACGUACGGCUUUCAAAUAUGGAGUACAAAAAUCUCAAAGGAGCUGCGAUCUGCUUCAAUACAAGUCCGACAAUGCAGAUUUAUCGACGAGCCUAUAAGUACAAGGUAUCCCGUGUAUUCAUACAAUAAUUGCUUACUGGAAUGUCGUAUUCAGUUAAUUUUAAAGCUAUGCGGUUGUGUUCCUCAUUUUUAUAAGAUCACAGGAAAUGAACGCACGUGUAAACUAUCCGAGCUUACAUGUUUCUUUCAUAACAGAAAAGAGAUCAUGGCACUAUCCGUAUCGAAUGAGACUUUGACGAAAUUUUCUUCAAGAGCACACUUGCCUAGAACUCCUAAAGACUGCUCUUGUUUAAGUAACUGUGAGACGGAUAUUUAUCGUAAAGAUCGCGAGGAAUACACACCUGAGCCGUCUGCUAGUAGAGUGAGAAUUAUUUUCACUGCGUUCCCGAAAAUGAGAAUUGUAAGAGAUAGGAUCUUCAGUUUUUCUGAUAUGUUCUUGAGAAGUGGUGGUGUGGUGAACACAUGUAUUGGAGCCUCCGUCAUGUCAAUAAUGGAAUUGAUUUUAGAUAUAUUUAGAUAUCCAAUAUACUAUCUUACGCAAAUUACAAUCAGUUUAAUU
Molecule: messenger RNA, 1185 nt
Organism: Papilio xuthus (Asian swallowtail)
Lineage: Eukaryota; Metazoa; Arthropoda; Insecta; Lepidoptera; Papilionidae
Exons: 8
Biological process (GO): sodium ion transmembrane transport
Cellular component (GO): plasma membrane
Molecular function (GO): ligand-gated sodium channel activity
Source: RefSeq, a predicted model, not a curated record